Molecule: messenger RNA, 6781 nt
Organism: Varroa destructor (honeybee mite)
Lineage: Eukaryota; Metazoa; Arthropoda; Arachnida; Mesostigmata; Varroidae
Gene: MAN1
Product: LEM domain-containing inner nuclear membrane protein MAN1
Biological process (GO): nuclear envelope organization; negative regulation of BMP signaling pathway
Molecular function (GO): chromatin DNA binding
Source: RefSeq, a predicted model, not a curated record
GCUGCCUGCCCGUUGAGUACCGUGUUAGUUGCUUGAUGUUGGUGUAGUUUUUGCUUAGCUGUGCUGCUACUGCUUUCGCUGUUGGUUGAUUGAUGAUGGUGUCCAGUGGUGGUGCUUGAUCGGUGUCUUCUGUAGAACCUGUCGAAAACUGCAUUAGUGCGUUCUGGCCACGCUAGCUAGCUGGACAACUGAAUAUCGGCUAGUACGAGCUAGUUCGUUUGAUCAGGCUGUCGUGCCGUCCUUGCUGUGUUCACGAUACGCACCCCGCCGCCAAAGCCCUAAAGUGCUCAUUGCUGUCUUCUAUGGCCAUUUCCGACGACGAGCUCAGGGGCCGGCUCACGGCCCUGGGCUGUGAUGUGGGCCCCAUUGAUGACACAACCCGCCCACUUUAUGUCGCUAUGUUAAAGAGGCGGGAAGGAGCUGAAAAAGCUAAUCGCCAAGGCAGAUCUUCGAAGUCCGCCUCCGGUUGGUCUAAUACUUCGUCAAACCAAGAGACGCUCCCGGUUAAGUCUCGAUCUUCCAGCAGAACCCGUGGCAAACCGUCGCAAGCUUUUAGCUCUGAUGACGAGGCCCCUGCUGAAACAUCGCGACCGACAAGGCGAUCGACAACGUAUACUUUCAAGGGUGGAUACGCACAAUCUUACCGGAAGAGUGCCAACAGCGAUACUCCUUCAACUCCAGGAUCAAUGACGUCUUCAACGAUGUACAGCUCUCCAGGCGGAGAUCAAUCCUCAGGCCUCGAAGAUUCCGGAGGUGGCGGGAGUAAUCAAAGUCUGUUUUCGACUGGGCUUUCACCGGUUCGACCUGACACUCCACCCCUGUCACUAGUAUCUCGCAGCACGAAGUAUAUGCGUCGGCCGCUUCAUCCCCCGAACAACAAUAGUAAAAACAGCAACAACAACGAAAGCAACCACAAUCACAUGCCCCAUUCGAGAAACAACUAUGUGUCGUCAAACACAGGAGGCACGACUGGCAAUGGAUUUAGCGAUGAUGAACUCGAUAAUCAAGAAGUGCCUCCAUUACAUCGCUAUUAUAGGCCGAUGUCGCUUUUUAAUUCUCUGAGGAAUAAGGGGAUACCGAUGAACUAUUCUUCCGGUUCAUCACUAAUGAGCCAGUCAUCGUACCUAUCGGGUGCUGCUUACGGUGGAUUACGUAACCUUCGACGGCCACAACUGGGUGCUACCACUGGCGCCACGCGUUCGCACUUUGUUCCAAAAUUGUUAACGUGGAUCACGGUGAUCUUCUUUCUUGGCUUGGCCGUUUUGUAUUACCGUUUAGGACAAGAUGCCCAACCAUCAGUGGGAGCUGGUGUGCCAAGUGUCGCCGAACUGAUCAAGUACGAUAAAUGCUCGAAACGGCCAAAUGCUGGUGAAGAGGCGGGGUAUACCUGCAUCCCUGAGGAGCUAUUUGGAAAGUCAUUGGAAGUCGCAAGCAAGAUUCAAACGCUACUCGAGCAAAAAAAAUAUGAACAAGUUUGUGGCAAUGAGGAUUCCAAUGUAGAUGAACGUCUUACAUAUGAGGAGGCGGCGAGGCAUGCCGGUACAUCGCUGGACAAUGGGACUUUCAUCAGCGCAGUUUACUUGAUUACACAGAAUCCCAGCUGGGGAGUCGAAGUGUCGCGAGACAGCGAAGACACUUUUCUCAUGCCGCACUACUUAGCCCCAUUGUGGUGUCGGCUUCAACGUGCUGUCAUGCAGAUGUUUCUGCAGGCCCUGCUUUUCGUUUUUUUCGUAGUAGUUGUUGCAUGUACAUAUUGGUAUCUACAAAAUCGUAAAGUUAAUUACCGGGAACGUAGACGUCAAAUUAACGGGCUUGUUGAGGACAUCACCGAUCUCCUCACUAACAAUGCGGCCGAUAAUCCUGAGACACCGUACCUUCCAAUUCUGGAGAUUCGUGACAAGCUAUUACCUACCGCCGCGAUGAGUCGAAAUAUGGCGCAGUUGUGGCGCGAAGUUGAAGAUAAAUUCGAACAAACUGAAGGUGCUCGAGUGGCCCGCGAGAAGCAGCGCGUUCGAGGCGAAUGGUUCCAGGUUUGGCGGUGGUUAUCGCCGCCAACAACGACCGUAAACGGCCAGUGGGCAAUGGGCAAUAAAGUGUGGCAAGGUAAAGCUUUCGACGGUAGUUCGGCGGGACGACCUCUAACCAACUGUCUCAAGAUCAAGAAUAUGUUCAAUAAGCUCGAGGAGCGUGGUGAAGGCUGGGUUCAGGAUGUUCAACGUGAACUUCUAACUAAAUGCGGCCCGAAUCACGGAAUCGUUCAUAUGCAUGUUGCCGAAGACUCCCCUGACGGUAUUGUCUACGCUAAAAUGCUGUCUCUCGAAGCUGCUGGCGAGGUUUAUCGAAAGCUUCACGGUAGUUGGUUUGAUCGCCGCCUGGUCACGGCCAAGUACUUGAGGGAGAAACGUUACCAUGAGAAGUUUCCCGAAUCUUCCGCUUUAGCAUCACAAAUGGACCUCUAAACACAGACAAGAACAUACUCCAAUAUUUUUGGAGCUCUACGACUCAUCAAAUGCAUUACUAGCGUAAUUUUCGCGAAACAUCGCACAAUCAUGACUCGUAUCUGCUGGAAUCGACACAUUCGCUAUGAGAAAACUCUGAUGAAUAGAUGCUGGACGUCGGCACUACUGUUAUCCCGCCACGUAUGCUUCACGGCAGAGUGGUUUAUGCUUGAAGCUUUUUUCCUGUGGUUCUGGGUGUGCGCAUGUUCAAAGGCAACAGUUGAGAAAUCUGAAGUAGAAGCCGAUGCAAGCACACAUGAUGACGGUCACAUCGUUCAGACUGUUCUACACGCGCUAUUAUGUGCAUCACGUUUUGCUGAUGGGAAACGAAACACCCAUUAUCGAAUGUUUUCCUGUUGUGCAUUCGUUGUUGACGACAAGAGAGAGAAAAGAAAAAAAGAGAAACUAAUUAGGGAAAGCUACAAUUCUAUUUGUGAGUAGCUUGAAACGGUUACGAUAGCGGUGUAAAUUCCUAAUAUACACCCUCUAAAUAGUACUAGAUAGAAGUAUGCAUGUUUGUUGUGUAUGAUUUCAUAAUAAUGUGGAUUAUAGAGCUGAAAAUUUUAUCACGAUGACGACAACCAUGUUGUUCAGAAUGAAUAAAACCGCCUAGCAGGCGUCAGCAAAAGAAGCUUAUUGGUUUAAAGAGUAAUGCAAUUCUACCAUUAUUAGUACAAUAGUGAACAUGUUUUACUUAGUUAAUAAUGUUCUGCUGGCUGGCGUUGAUUUGGCUCGACCAUAUCAUAUACAUAUAAAUAAACCUAUGGACCCUCGCCACUAUUACUGCUGCUGUCCCUGUUUGACUAUUAUCAAUGUUAUCACAUAUAACAAAUGGUGUAUGAAAGGAAUGAUAUUCCUUUGACUCGUAUAAAUGUAUCUUAUGUGUCUGGAUGUAUAAAGAAAGUACAUCUAUAAAUUGAAUGGGGCUUUUAUUGGUAGUAUUACAGUUUCUGUCAUAAUGAUAAUCGACAAAAGGGCGGCACACAAACUCUGGGUCCGGAGUAAUGAUGUUUGUUAUACAAACACAAAGAUCAAACACCAGGCUUGAUCGGAUACAAUUCUAUUAUAAUAUAAUUUGACUGUCAAAGAAAUUACAGCUUUGGAGUGCGGCAAUGUUACAUCAAACAGAAGCACAUAUAAUCCCAUUAUUAGCCGUUAUUUGGAUGCUUAACUAAUAUUAUGUUGUUGUUUUUUCAAAAAAUUGGCUUCUGCUAGACAAUAAUCUUGACUUACGCACAUCGAAUAGAGCACACAUAAUGCGACAAGACUUCUUUUACAACGAGAGUUAAACCCUCUUUAGGCAAUAUAGCAAAAGUAUGUUAUUUACUUCAUUUUGUGACAGAAAUAGUCGCACUAAUGGUUAUGUUUAUUCAAGUGGCAAACAUUUUUUGUAUAUCCUGUAUCAACAAGUUUUUUUGACUUCGGGUUUUAAUAAUUUUCACAACACUACUGCGAUUGACUGCUUCUAAAGUUGUUACAGAAAUUGCGUAUCUAUAGAUAGUUAUAUAGAAAGAGAUGAUAAGCUUUUGCCAGGAACGUCUAGCCUCUAAGUUAUUGAAGGCAAGGUUAUAGGCUGAACGUUAUGGCGACAUUUGACGUGGAAACGUCAUCUACAUUUCUUUCCAUUACAACGAUUAUAAACGCGUAUAUGAUAAAUUAAUCCCGGUAUCUGAAAAAGGCAUUUCGGCUUAUAGGUAGCACGUACGACAUAGUUGUUUGCGAUUAAGAUGCAUGCCAUUAGAUCAAAGUGUGUGUCAUAUGAAUUGGAUUUGUAACUAAGUAAUGAAUGGGAUGGCUUUCUCAGCGAUGCCAGUUAGCUUGGGGACCAUUGAGAGGGGUGCGCUAAUCGCAGAGUGUUUAAAUAAACGGAUAAUUAUAGUUGGGUAAAUAGUAAAUAAAAAUGAAAUAAGGCAUGGGCACACUUUUCAGAUAGCCUGGCGUUCGUAUAAUGUUCUGCUAUCGAUCCUUUUUAUGGACCUAAUCCAUAGGUAAAUAAAACAGCGCGAGUUCAAAUCGAAUUAAAUGUUAUGUGAAAAUAACUGAAACGUGCCCCAAUGGAAGAAUGCUGAUUAGACUUAGUUCUCUAAAAUUCCAAUUACCCUAUAGUUCAGUAAUUUCUACGUUUCAGUUAACUGAUAUAUUUUUACCCUUAUUAGUAUGCUUUUUUUGGAAGUUCAGGAGUAUUAUGCGUUUCUAAGGGCAGAUGGUAAAAGGCGAAACUUUAUAGGAAAAAGAUCUGUCCACAUGCAUAACGGGUUAAACUGGUGUAAAUAACAAAAGGCAGUGACAAGAAAAAUCUUGUAUUCACUAGGCUUCUCCAAAUAAGGACUUCUGAUAAGGGACCCCUCAAAAUGCGUCCAAUAUUGUGGAUAUCAGCGCAGUGUUCAUCUCACGCCUCUAAUCGUCACUGCCGGGACAUAACAAAUAUCUAGUUAUUGUAAAGUCUUUUGCGUACCGGCGAAGAAAAGCAGGCUGAAUUAAUCAAACGUGUGUCUUAAGUACGAGAUUCUGAGAUACCGAUUGUAUUAUUAUUGUUGUUUAGAAAAAGCGGGAAAGGUCAACAGGCACACAGUACAGCGUGAUGUCAAAGCUGUUGCUUAUUGCUCCCAGUGCCCUAUUAUCGUCGUAAGAAGAACGGAAUUUACGUUGAGGAAUGAAAUCAAGGGGUAGAUUUUGUCAGUAUAAAUAUGUGUAUAGGAGCUUGAUUUUGUGGGUUGCCGUCACGUUCACAGAGCAUGACGCUAAGUUUCGCUUUUUGUUUGCUGGUCAAAGCCAGUUCAGCUCAGCUCAUUGUGUGCCACUGUUGUUAUUUUCCCUCGGCUACGUACGUCAUGAAACGUUCUGAUCAAAAUCAUAUAUCGAAUAUAGUAGAUCAUACUGAUACUAAUGGUCAUAACUGGCAAUGUGAAACUUAAAACAACGUUUUACGAUAAGUAUGUAGAAGUGCAGGGUGUCUAAAAAACUUCCUCUAUGUUAUAUAAAAGGAAGAAAUGUACGUAGCAUCCGAAAAAGUUCAUGAAAACACUAUUGUGCUUUCAUCAAAGGGGCGCUAUAAAUGAGUAAAUGUAACAAUAGCUUUUGUCGCACAAUGACUCUAUGACUCUUUGAACAACGGAAAGUUACUAGUUAUUGAAUCAGCGUAGAGAAGCUUGUCAGACAUACUGCCAAACAUAUACAUAUAUAUAUAUAUAUAUAUAUAUAUAUAUAUAUGACUGUUUUUUGUUGGCUUUGACAAUGUAGCCGGAAACGAAUGGCCAUAACAGGUGGUAAUAACCAUGUUGACCUUAACGUGUAUAUAUGUAUUGUAAUGAGAUCAAAUUGGUUAACGGUACGAGCGGGCAGCAGUAGUAAGAUGAAAUUUAGCAAUGGAUUAAUUUUUCUUAAUUUUUAAUAUUUAAUUAAAUGUUUCAAUGAGAAGGUCGACAAAGACCUGUCACUAACAUUAGCAUAACGUCGUAGACAUUAUGUACCGCAUGCCUGUCCUAAUAGAACCAAGUGAUAGGUAAGACUGCCGGGCCUAGUGAUCCAGUGGCAGACAAUCAAGCGUGGCCGCUGCCGUGAAUAUGGCUUUGUACGGCACCUACUUGGCUGAUACGGAUCGUUGAAACAUCGGAAUAUCCUAAAAGAAGGACUAUGUGAUGUGCAAGUAUGCGGCUAGGCACUUUGUUGGGACGGAGGAAGGAUGCACACAAAAGUAUAUACCAUAGUUAGAACAUCUUUGUAAACAAAGAGAAACUAUAAAAGCAAGCAGCUGCUUUAUGGAAAUUGAACGAAUAUGGUUGAGAAUAACAAAUAUACAUGCGACGUACAUGUCUUUAUGUGGGACUAGAUAGAUACACUAAGCGUUAUUCCCAAUAAAAUUACUUUGUCUAUAAUGUAUAAUGCAUUGUGAAUUCAUGCAUUCAUUAUUUUUUUUUAACUAUUGAAUGUCAAUAAUGCAGGAAGUGACGAAACUGAUGUUGUUUGGUUGACAGUUAUACUGUGGUCUGUAUCAACGCCAAAAAUUAAAGUGGUUUGAACGUUUUCUACCUACAGUAAAAUACUUGAUUUGUAGUUAUAUCUUUCAGACUUUUCAGUUAAAGCCAAAUGAAGCCAAAGGAUCAAUUUGUAUUGUAAGUCAGAUAACAAUCAAAAACUCCAAGUUAACAGUAGAAGUAGAUAUCAGUACUCUAUAAUAGACAAAAACCUUUGGAUUUUCUGAAAACCAGCUGGAAACAGGAAGAGGGCUAUUCGAAAAAAAACUAGGACAGGUUAAAUUAUACAUGGGAAAUAUGCACAAAUAU